Molecule: messenger RNA, 1233 nt
Organism: Conger conger (European conger)
Lineage: Eukaryota; Metazoa; Chordata; Actinopteri; Anguilliformes; Congridae
Product: calmodulin-1
Exons: 6
Coding region: 187-636 (149 amino acids)
Molecular function (GO): calcium ion binding
Source: RefSeq, a predicted model, not a curated record
ACUGUCUUCCGUCUGUUCUGUAAAGGAUGUCUUGACAAAAGUUAUAACAGGAAAGAAGGGAUGUCAGUGAACGUAUACAGGGGGAGGUGUUCAUGAACAACCGUUGAAGGCGGGAUUGUGGCAGUGUGUUCUCUACCAUUAGGAUACAAUUGGACUAACAAGGAAAGGGAACUGUAGAAUAACGAAAUGGCUGACCAGCUGACAGAAGAACAGAUUGCCGAAUUCAAAGAGGCGUUCUCGCUGUUCGACAAGGAUGGAGACGGCACCAUCACAACCAAGGAGCUGGGCACGGUCAUGCGGUCUCUGGGCCAGAACCCCACUGAGGCUGAGCUGCAGGACAUGAUCAACGAGGUGGAUGCUGACGGAAAUGGAACAAUAGACUUUCCUGAGUUUCUGACCAUGAUGGCGAGGAAGAUGAAGGACACGGACAGUGAGGAAGAGAUCAGGGAAGCAUUCCGCGUGUUCGACAAGGACGGCAAUGGCUACAUCAGCGCUGCUGAGCUGCGCCACGUGAUGACCAACCUGGGCGAGAAGCUGACGGAUGAAGAGGUGGACGAGAUGAUCAGAGAAGCGGACAUUGACGGCGAUGGGCAAGUCAACUACGAAGAGUUUGUACAAAUGAUGACCGCAAAGUGAAGGCCUUGUACAGAAUACUAUUUCUUGUAUAAAAUUAUUUGCCUUUUUCGCGGUUUGUAAUUUAUCUGUUACCCCUCUUCUCCCUUCUGUCCUAAGGCCCUCAUCCCAUUUUGUUAUGUUUUCUUUGAUAUUUUCGUUGCCAUUGUUUAAAAAAGAAGAAAAAAAAGAAAAAAAUCAGUGUGAUAGAAUUGUCAAAUGGUCAGCUACUGGGCAUGGCUUGGUAGCUUAGCGGGCACUCUUAACUAUUCCGCCCCUGCUGCUCUGGCCACCCGAAGCUGCCACCUUUCAGAAUAACCGCAACAAUGUUGGCAUGCAUCCAUUUUUGUAAUGUGCAGGAAUAACUGCAUGGACUAUGGUCAGAGUAUAUUUAGGAGAAAACGUGCAGCAUUGCACUACUGCAAAAUAAAAACUGUAGAAUAUGAGGUAUCUGCAGGUACUUCUUUUUAUAUUUGUUCUGUACCCUACUGGUUCUUAAUAUGCUUUGUAAUGUUUUAGUCCUCUUUUUCCUUCCUUUUUUAAACUGCUUCUGGCACAAUUGUGCCUCAAAGAAUCCAUUCCAAAUUGUAUAUUUGUUUUCCAAUAAAAUGUACAAUUUUA